This is a messenger RNA of Caenorhabditis bovis, 2523 nucleotides long. Lineage: Eukaryota; Metazoa; Nematoda; Chromadorea; Rhabditida; Rhabditidae. The record is from the annotation of a GenBank genome assembly.
AUGAGGCGCAAGUUCGUCGGCCUCAUCGCCGCCUUCAGCAUCCUUUUAACGAUACGUAUACGUGGAGUUCAGGCGGCCGACGACGAAAAUGGCUGCGAUCGGUACGUGAAGUGCCGCAACGAGCUUCUCCGACGCCAAUGGAGUUGCGCCGAGCAAAAUCGUCGAAUUGUGCAGCACACCUGCAAAAUCGGCAAGCUUUAUAGAGACCACACGUCGACAUCAUAUCGCAUCGAAUCGGAAUUCGGCGAGUGCACGGCGCGCUACUCGGCAAUCUCCGACAUCAAUCAACUAUUAGAAACCGAUCCGACGUGCACCGCCUUGGCUUACAAUCCAGUCACAGCGGGCACGAAUUGUUGGAGCGACGUGAUACGCAUCACACAACAAUGCUAUAUGCUGUCGCGUUGUUGUCCGGUGGCGCAGAAGUGCACGCGCGUCGUCGACGAGAACGUCAUCAGCGAGCAGUUCGAGCUCGAGAAAAGCGCGCUCAAAGUCCAAUUGGAGGGAUGCGUCGUCGAAAUGGAUUCGAUUGUCAGAGACGGCAAUUCGGCGAAUGAUGAUGCAAUAAUUGCGCAGAAGGUGUCAAAUUCGGCGAGACAUUUGUUGCGCACCGUCGUGCCGUUUCGAAUUGUCGCCGCGAUGGAUAAGACGAAAAUGAGGAAGACGAUAAUCAAGAAGCGAUUGCACAAGAAUUUUCAAAGCGCCAAGGAAUUCGCCGCGCCAAUCACAAAAUCAUGGAAUUUCAAACCGCGUCGACAAUUUCGCCAUAAAUAUGGGAUUUCAAAGCCGAAAUAUGCGACGUAUGUGCGAGCCGGCCAAAAUAAUUACUUUCACGUUGAGCCGCCGACGUCGUCGUUGCGGCCGUUCACCGAACUUCAUGAAGGCAGCCGAAGUGUGUCGACACAACCGCCGGCGUUCUCGCCGUUCACAUUCAACAAGCGAAAAUUGAAGAAGCGCAGAAGGCAUCGCAAGAAGAAGCACAGCACCAAGUACACAACGAUACCGCUUCAGCACGCGUUCGUCACCAAAGAAUCGAGGGCGAAUCGAUUGAAGAGUAUUCAUAAGCUCGACGAGCUCUCAAGAGACUUGAAGCAAAAAGGCGAGUAUUUGAGGAAUUUCAUUCCAAAAAUGUUGCUCGUCCGUCAGAAUGAGGGCACGUUUCUCGGCUACGCGCAACCCUACGCGAAGCAAAUCGAUUCCGAUUUGAAGCCGAAAAAAUCCAAUUCGGUUGAUCAGAUCUAUGAUGAUAUCAUUGAGUCGCAGGCGGGCGAAUCGACGACGAUGGCAGUGGAUGAUCGACAACAGCUGCCGCCGUGGAAGCCGCCGGUCUUCGACGCCGGCCGCCAGAAUCCGCCACCAUUCACACCGCCGCCUGACAGCAGCGAGGGAUUCGUGAAUAGCAAUGGAGCGUGGACUGUGGAUCCGCCGAGUAGCGAGGCGACGUCGGCGGCUCCAGUGACGGCGAUCACAUUCCCGCCGAUCAUUAGUCGGGUGACGUUCCCGACAUUGCGAUCCACCACGGAAGCCUCCACCACCACCACGACAAACGCCGCCGCGAUUUCGGAACCACCUCGAUCGCCUCCAGAAGUGGAUCCUUUAAUCGACUACAUCACCCACGAGCUUCUCGACAAACAUAUGGAGUUGCCGAAGACGGACGACGAUUUCGAUUUCUCCAGUUCCGACUACAUCGACAUUAGCGCCAUUGAUAUUCCGCCGACGACAACGCCGCAGUUUGCGCACGCGCGCUACGAGCAGGCGAAUUCGUCGGUCAGCUGGCCGAUGCAGCCGUCGUUCGCUGUCGAUGAGACGGCGCCGCCGCAAUUCCGAACGACGGCGGCGCCGGUCAGCGCCGACGAGCUGAGCGCCGCGCAGGCCAACAAUCUCAUACCGCUGCCGAUGACCGCCGACAAAUUCGGCACCGAUGACGUCACACCGUCGGCGUUCAGCAGCACACCGCCGACGCUCGACAACCAAUUGUGGCCGAUUCCGAUCAGGAAACGCAAGAUGAUGGGCGCAGCGAUGAAAGCAAUGAAUCCGAUUGUGAUUCUACCAGUCACUACGAAGAAGCCUGAUCCAUUCAACAAAGUUGUUGGAAGAACGGUGAAAACUGGAUGCCAGAGGUACGAGAAGUGUUUGAAGAAAGAGUAUGAGAUGAGGCUCAAAUGCUUCAAGGAGUAUCCGCCAGCUUUUGAUAAAUGCUCAGAGCAGCUCCUUCCUCUAUACAAGUUGAUUGAUGAGGCGGCCAAUAGCAAAUUGAACUAUCUCAUUGGAUGUGUUAACCGAAAGGCGUUUAUGAAUUCGAGUUGUCGAACGUCGGCGCCUUUGAGGGAGUCGGACGUUGAUUGUGAGAACGUUGUUGAAUGGUCGAGAUAUUGUCGCGAAUUGGAGGAGUGUUGUCCGGCGCGCGGUCAUUGCGAGUCGCAAGCCGCCAACGAUCAUGCUGGAAUUCGGCUCAAAUUGCUGGAAAAAUCGUUUGCGCUUCGCGCGUCCGCGUGCCAAUUCAAACGCGCCAAACGAAUUGUUUGA